AAAAUAUUGCGUCCUAUCGAUUGGUGGGAGGCGGCCGAGUACGGUUAUUGCAUCGUUCGAAUCGCCACGAAUCUCGCGGCGCAAUUCGCCGUGCGCAUCCUUGGACGCACGUAUGUACCCAUACCCCUGCUAUACCGUAAACAGCCACUAUUGCUCAAAAGUUUUGAUAACAUCUAUGUCUAUGUCUCGGGCCCAAUAUAUAGUUUUGCAAAUACUUCCAUUUAAGGUGACACAUGUCGUCAAGAUUCUCACUUCUGUCGAAGCUUGCGAUGUGCUGGUGCCGCCGUUGUUUUGUUUCGUGUUCAGAAUGCCAGCAACAGCAUGUUUCUCAGCUCAUGUUACCGUCCAUUUCGCGAUGGCUAUUGAAAGAGGAAUUGCAACUAAGCAGAUGAGUACUUAUGAGAGGAGUGAUGGUAGAAUCGGAUUCAUCAUGGCCAUUCUAUCGGUAAUUAUUUUUCUCGGAUUAAAAUUUCAAGAAUUUCAGUGCUUUAUUAAGACCAUUCGGACCGUCCGGCUGACGCCGGGCUUUCCUCCUUCUUGUGUGAAAGUCGGAAUGCCCGAUUAG
Messenger RNA from Haemonchus placei, 565 nucleotides. The record is from the annotation of a GenBank genome assembly. Lineage: Eukaryota; Metazoa; Nematoda; Chromadorea; Rhabditida; Trichostrongylidae.